This is a messenger RNA of Pomacea canaliculata, 818 nucleotides long. RefSeq names its product FMRFamide receptor-like. Lineage: Eukaryota; Metazoa; Mollusca; Gastropoda; Architaenioglossa; Ampullariidae. The coding region runs from base 1 to 666 and encodes 221 amino acids. Gene Ontology annotation, cellular component: membrane. The record is from RefSeq and is a predicted model, not a curated record. The transcript has a single exon. Gene Ontology annotation, molecular function: G protein-coupled receptor activity. Gene Ontology annotation, biological process: G protein-coupled receptor signaling pathway.
AUGGUGACUGUGGCCAUGACGACUGAAAGGUAUCUGAUGAUAAAAUAUGCUCUCAAAGCAAGUUACCUGUUCACCAUCAGGCGAGCCCGCAUGGCGGUUGGGACAGUGACUGUUGUAGCGUUGUUUGUCAACAUACACAACUGUUUUACCAGAGGCUCUUCGUGGAAUGACGCCCUCAAGACAAAUGUGUGUAGUCCAUUGGGGGAAGCGGGUGAACUGUUUCUCCAUUUGAUCUGGCCAUGGGUGGAUGCAAGCGUAUAUUGUUAUAUCCCCUUUUUCGCUCUUCUUGUUUUGAAUAUCCUUAUUAUAACUAAUAUUAAUCAAUCAAGCGAAUUGUUUCUCAGGCUCAGUAUGUCUCACAGCAGGAGAUUAAUUGAAAACCGCCAGAUAACUCUCAUGUUGUUGUUCGUGACUCUAGCUUUUCUUCUACUAGUUGGCCCAGUGGGGGUUAUUUUAGCAGUGGAACAAAAUCUUCUGGCGACAGGCAGCGCUCUUGUGAAGGCCAGGCACAGCUUUGUUCGAGUUAUAUUUAACUGCUUGACCUACACUAACCACGCCGUUAAUUUUCUGCUGUAUUGCAUCAGCGGAAGAAGAUUCCGUAAAGAGGUACUGAGGCUAUUUUGUCGAGUUCACCCUACACAAAAAACAACGUACAACAUAAAGUAAGAAUAAUAAUUAUCAUCAACUGAAUUUAUAAAGCUUAUUUUCUCUUGAAAUAUGUAAAUGUAACACGAGUAUUCACUUACUCGGACAUGUAGUCCUCUCCCUAACAUUUCUUCCGGCCAAUCGAAUAGAAGGAAGCGGAUGGUUUAUUUGUU